AGAUGAGGCAGGACCGCUUGGUGUUUGGUGUUUGGCGUACCAGGCUGGGCGUGUCUGGAUGAGCAGCUUGGCGUCGUUCACGGAGUUGUUUGUCACGGUUCUCUCCGAGGUUCUGUGGGCGGUUUGGGACAUAUUUUGUGUUUACGUGUUUCGCGUUUUGCCCGACAUUCCCGUGUCACGACACGAUCUCAUCCAGAUCUGGGUUCUUGACAUCUACAGGUUAAGGUUCGAGAUCUGACCGUUGGUUAUCUCGUAUCCGGGAAUGUAAGGUAGUUAGUCAGGGUUCAAAAGCUGGGAGAGAGGCCUAGCCAGUACCUCAUCUGGUGGCCACGAUCCAGCACUGUGAAGAAUGGCUGGAACAUCCCCUAGUGUCUCCGAGAAACCCGAACCGGCGAUAAUGUCCCAUUAGGAGGACGGUACGGGCGGAGCAGGCAACUUCCGAAGUUUAAUCCUACCACCCAGCACCGCAAAAAGCUUAGGUUGCAAAGUUCAUUAAAUGGUGCUAUGCGUUCCGGCUAGUCUUACUGCACGCUCGUAGACUGCUGGAUGUAAGUUUACAC
Suhomyces tanzawaensis NRRL Y-17324 is the source of this 560-nucleotide messenger RNA. RefSeq lists its product as uncharacterized. The transcript has a single exon. The record is from RefSeq and is a predicted model, not a curated record. The coding region runs from base 59 to 238 and encodes 59 amino acids. Lineage: Eukaryota; Fungi; Ascomycota; Pichiomycetes; Serinales; Debaryomycetaceae.